CUCACCACUCACCACCCGUCUGAGCCAUCCACUUCAAAAGCACCUGGUAACCUAGGUACUCGUACUAGUCGCAACAGUUCAAUCACAGCUACGAAUAGGUACAUACAACACCAGCACCACUUCCACUUCCACUUCCACUGCAAAACAUUGGACAUCGCCAUGGCUUCCUCUUCUACUCCUCCAACGCCUCUUCUCUAGUCAGGCCUCCUCACCUUCCCCUCCUUGGUCACUUCUAACGUUUGCCAGCUCCUGUAUCGCACACAACACCACCAUCCUCACUGAACACACCACCUCCGCUGCCUCACAAACCUCUUCUCUCGCAUCUCUUGUGCUUCCCAAGAUUGAUCAUAAAUCGGCGCAAAAACUAACCUACACCCACAACAACAACUUCAUCCAUUACAUUGCGGAUGCUCCUUCGGAAUACUCCCCUUCCUCUUCUUCCGCUGGCGGUCUCACCUACCUCGUAGUUGCCGACUCCUCACUCGGUCGACGUAUUCCCUUCGGAUUCCUCGUUGAGAUCAAGAAGCGCUUCCAAGCACAGUUCCCUCCCGAGAGCACCGAUUUUGCCAGUCUUCCCAAUUAUGGCGCCGGAAGUUUCAAUACGGAAUUGAAAGGCUUAAUGGUUGACUAUGGAACUACCAAAGCAGGCAAGGAUGACGCUAUUGCUAAUGUCCAAGGAGAAAUUGAGAAUGUGAGGGGAAUCAUGAGUCAGAAUAUUGAGAGUCUCUUGGAAAGAGGUGAAAGAAUCGACUUGUUGGUCGAUAAGACCGAUCGCCUUGGCGGUAGUGCUCAUGACUUCCGAGUACGCUCGAGAACUUUGCGACGACAGAUGUGGUGGAAGAAUACAAAGCUCAUGGCUUUGCUCACUGUGGUGAUUAUUUUCUUACUAUACCUGUUUGUUGGCAUGGGAUGUGGAUUGCCGGGCUGGUCAAAGUGCGUUGGAAGUUCAAAUUGAUCGUGGGACGAAAGCACGAGCUCCGAUAACGUAACAGUGUACUAGCAGUGUAGGAUAUGUCCAUGGGGAUCCAUUUUUAUACCAGCGGAGUUCAACGGGGGGGGGAAACAUGUGGCCCUUGGAAAAAGGGCAUAUUCCGCUUUUGACGAUUGUUUUUUCAAG
This is a messenger RNA of Hymenoscyphus albidus, 1117 nucleotides long. NCBI's taxonomy places the organism in Eukaryota, Fungi, Ascomycota, Leotiomycetes, Helotiales, Helotiaceae. The record is from the annotation of a GenBank genome assembly.